AUGUUACCGGCUUCAACGUCCAUACCCCCGAUAGAUUGGUCCUUGUACCUCGUCACCGACUCUACACCUGCAAUCCUCGGGGGGAAAGACCUGGUCCAGGUCGUUGACCAGGCUAUCCAAGGCGGAGUUAGCAUAGUCCAAUAUCGAGACAAACAUGCCGAUACCAGGCUAAUGAUUGAUGUUGCCACCAAACUUCACAAUGUGACUCAAAAAAACAACAUCCCUCUCUUGAUCAAUGAUCGGCUUGAUGUAUGUAUGGCCGUGGGGGCCGAAGGUGUUCACAUUGGCCAAGAUGACAUGGAUUGUGCCCAGGCCAGAAAAAUUCUGGGACCUGAUGCGAUCAUAGGAGUUACAGCCUCGUCAGUGGACGAAGCUGCGAAAGCCAUCCAAGACGGUGCCAAUUAUCUGGGAAUUGGCACGACCUUCGCCACCCCAACAAAGACCGACACAAAAUCAAUUAUUGGCACUCGGGGCCUUCGGCAAAUUCUGUCUUCUUGCUCAACAGGAACAGAGAAAUCGGUUCCUUGUGUGGCAAUCGGAAGUAUAAACGCUUCCAACGUCCAGCGAGUGUUGCAUCAAUCUGCAUAUGGUUCCAACCGACUCAAUGGUGUUGCCGUUGUGAGUGCCAUCAUGGCAUCCACUGAUCCUCAAUCAUCGGCCAGGACAUUGCUCGACUUAAUCAAGUCGACCCCCGAGACAUAUUACACCGCCGUUCCGCCAAGCGAGACGCCUGUUACCGACCUGGAAAGCCUGAAGGUUCAAAUUCCCAGCAUCAUCAAAUCACAUUUUUCAUCCUCGGUGAUCUGUCACAAUAUGACGAACACGGUCGUUCAGAACUUUGUCGCGAAUGUUUGUCUGGCUUCUGGCUCGUCACCCAUCAUGUCCGAGAACGGCGCAGAAGCCUCUGACUUGGCUCAACUCGGCGGCACCCUUGUGAUCAACAUGGGCACUGCAACGGCAGACAAGGUCAACGCCUUCAUUGCCGGAAUGAAAGCAUAUAAUGCGGCCGGGGCGCCCAUUGUGUUCGACCCUGUUGGUGGUGGCGCAACGGCUUUCCGUCGGGAUACUGUGAAAAAGCUCCUCUCCUCAGGCUUCUUCAGUGUUAUCAAAGGAAACGAAGGCGAAAUCGGCUCUGUAGCUGGCACGUCCACCACGCAGCAAAGGGGUGUAGAGUCGGGCCCCUCCGUCUCCUCGGCAGAUGAAAAAGCUCAACUCGUCCAAACCCUUGCACAGCGCGAAAAUUGCGUCGUUCUCAUGACGGGCAAGACGGACUAUCUUUCCGACGGGGCGCGCACCGUGACAAUUAGCAAUGGGUCGCCUCUGCUCGGGAAAAUCACAGGUUCGGGCUGUGCUUUAGGGGCUGUGGUGGCCAGCUACCUCGCUUUGCACCGAGAAGAUAAGCUUCUCGCUGCACUGUCGGGAGUUCUACACUUUGAGAUUGCAGCCGAGCGUGCAGAGGCCAGAGCUGAUUGUAGAGGGCCCGGCAGUUUCAUUCCGGCGUUUUUGGACGAGUUGUAUUUGCUCGGUGAGGAAAUCAAGAAGGACGAAUUGAGUCCUAAGGACUUUGCGGCGCUUACCAAGGUCGAGCUCAUCAUGGCUGCUUGA
Molecule: messenger RNA, 1605 nt
Organism: Rhinocladiella mackenziei CBS 650.93
Lineage: Eukaryota; Fungi; Ascomycota; Eurotiomycetes; Chaetothyriales; Herpotrichiellaceae
Product: hydroxyethylthiazole kinase
Exons: 1
Coding region: 1-1605 (534 amino acids)
Biological process (GO): thiamine biosynthetic process
Cellular component (GO): cytoplasm
Molecular function (GO): ATP binding; thiamine-phosphate diphosphorylase activity; hydroxyethylthiazole kinase activity
Source: RefSeq, a predicted model, not a curated record